This is a messenger RNA of Triplophysa rosa, 2193 nucleotides long. RefSeq names its product PIF1 5'-to-3' DNA helicase homolog (S. cerevisiae) (gene pif1). The record is from RefSeq and is a predicted model, not a curated record. Bases 100 to 2016 code for a protein of 638 amino acids. NCBI's taxonomy places the organism in Eukaryota, Metazoa, Chordata, Actinopteri, Cypriniformes, Nemacheilidae. The transcript is spliced from 13 exons. Gene Ontology annotation, molecular function: DNA helicase activity; ATP hydrolysis activity. Gene Ontology annotation, biological process: telomere maintenance; DNA repair.
UCAAUGCAGAGUGGAAGGAUUUGAAAACCGAGGCGUGCGCAUCAUAAUGACCAGCUGAUGCUGUGAUCUGCUGUUCAAGUUUGCAAGAAAGGCAAAAACAUGAGCUACAUUGAGCCAGCUGAGCUUCAGUGUACCGUAGCAGUGGAACGCUUGAAUCCGGCAGGUCAAGCCAUCAAACGGCAGCACAUACGCAAAGCCACCGUCGUAUUAGGUCGCAACGAGUUUCAGGAAAUCGUUAUGCGUGUCCACGAUGGCAAAGCUCCUCAAAGCUUCAUGCUGCGUGACUUCCGGCUUUUCACUCGUUUUGCAAAGGACGGUAAAUGUACAGUUAAAUUCGUACCGGAGAACACACAGGUUCUGAUCUCGGACUGUCCGCCAGAUCGUUUGAAGAUGUUCCUGAAGACGCUCAGCAUCAAGCACCAGGCAUCCCAAAGCGUCAAACCUAUGAGUCAUAGAGCUAAAAUACGAGCUGGUCUUCCUCGAUCAUUUGAGACCAUCAGUCCUCUCCAGCUGAAAGAUGUACAGAAGGCGAACGAGCUGAGAAGUCAAGUAAAUUCCCCGAUCCAACUCAAAGGUCCUUCAGAAAGAUCUGUCAAUAGAAUCCUGGGUGAAAGGCAACAAGUAAAGAGACCCAGACCUGAAUGUGAUGCUAGCCCGGUUAAAGCACUUCACCCCAAUAAGAAGCCCGUCUUGGUUCUGCCUCUGGCACAGAAGCUAAGCAAAGAUCAAACUGCAGUUCUUAAUGCAGUUUUGAGUGGCAAAAAUGUGUUUUUCACAGGCAGUGCAGGUACAGGAAAGUCAUUUUUGCUGAAGAGGAUUGUGGGCUCUCUGCCUCCCAAAAGCACCUUUGCUACUGCGAGUACUGGUGUUGCAGCUUGUCACAUAGGAGGGACCACACUGCACAAUUUUGCAGGUAUUGGGUCUGGCUCUGCUCCUCUUGAACAGUGUCUUGAGCUUGCACAACGUCCUGGAGUGUUGCAGCACUGGACCACUUGUAAACAUCUCAUUAUUGAUGAAAUCUCAAUGGUGGAGGCAGAGUUUUUUGACAAACUGGAAGCAAUAGCCAGAUCUAUCAGAAGAUCUACUGAACCAUUUGGAGGGAUUCAGCUAAUAGUGUGUGGAGACUUUCUUCAACUUCCACCUGUAACAAAAGGAAAAGACAAACCUAAUUUUUGUUUCCAGUCUAGAAGCUGGAGAAAAUGUAUCCGUAUGAAUAUGGAGCUGACGGAGGUGCGCAGACAAACCGAUAAGACCUUCAUAUCUCUCCUCCAGGCUGUGAGAGUGGGCAGAGUCACAGAGGAAGUAACCGCACGGCUCCUGAAAAGUGCCAAUCACUGCAUCGAGAGGGAUGGUAUCCUAGCAACCAGACUAUGCACACACAAGGAUGAUGUGGAGCUCACUAAUGAGAGUAAACUCAAACAGUUACCAGGGCCUAUGCGAGUGUUUGAGGCUGUGGACAGUGACCCUAUGCUGGUUCAGACUAUUGACUCUCAGAGUCCAGUGAGUCGCUCGUUACAGCUUAAAGUGGGAGCUCAGGUCAUGCUUACUAAAAACCUGGAUGUCCAAAGAGGUCUAGUGAAUGGAGCAAGAGGUGUAGUGAUUGACUUCCAGUCGGGAAAUCAUGGUCUCCCACGAGUGAAAUUCCUCUGCGGGGUUGCCGAGGUAAUGAAGAGAGAGCGCUGGAUGUUAAAAGCAUCGGGGGGUCAUUACUUGAGCCGACAACAGCUGCCGCUCAAACUAGCCUGGGCCAUUUCAAUCCACAAGAGUCAGGGCAUGACUUUGGAUUGUGUGGAGAUUUCCCUGGCCCGUGUCUUUGAGAGUGGCCAGGCAUAUGUCGCUCUGUCCCGUGCUCGGAGUCUGGAAGGCUUGCGUGUGAUGGACUUUGAUCCACGAGUGGUGCAGGCCAACCAGGAUGUGCUGCUCUUUUAUAAAAAACUGAGAAGGGAAAGGCUUCUUAUGCAGUCCUCAAUGGAUGAGUUUGUUGGACAGCGCAAUACGGAGAAUGAUCCUUGGUGAGGCGACAUCAAGCUCCACUUUUCAUUUGCACUGUGUGCAUGUGUAAUAUUUGAACGAUGGUUUUCAUUUGUUUUUAUUUCAUAAAUCAUGAUUUCUUAUGAUUUACAUGCUGUUCACAUCUUCAUUUUUUCAGAUGUAUAUUUAUUUUAUGACGUUUUGUGACCAAAUUUUUUUAAU